Messenger RNA from Paramecium primaurelia, 887 nucleotides. The record is from the annotation of a GenBank genome assembly. NCBI's taxonomy places the organism in Eukaryota, Ciliophora, Oligohymenophorea, Peniculida, Parameciidae.
AUGGCUUAAGAAAAUGUUAUUAAACAUAUGUCAGAAUGUCCAUAUCAAUAAGUUUCUUGUAAAUGUGGAUAAAACAUAUAAAGAACAAAUCUAGAAUAACAUGUAUAUCUUUCUAAAUUAUUUAGAAAAAUAUAUGUGUUUAUUAUUAAACCUAAAAUUGUCUUGUGUGCAAAUAAAAUUUGAAUAUGGAAGAACUAAAGAAUCAUAAAUGUUUAUUAGAACUUUAAUAAUUAGUAAAAUAAUUAUAAGAGAAAUUUUAAGAUUAUAAAGAAGAGUCUAAUUUUGCUAUUAUAGAAAUUAAAAAUUAAUAGAAUGAAAGAAAUAAUUAAUUAUCUUAAGCUAAAUAAUAAUUAUAAAUUCUAUAAGAUGAAAAUAAAAAAUUAUAAAUUGAACUAUAAACUAAAUUAUUGAAAUUUAAAGAGAAUAUAGAAAAAAUAGAUUAAUAAAGAAAAUAAUAAAAUGAAAUUUAAUAAUAAAAAUAAUAAGCAUAAGUCAUUUAGAAUGGAGAAUUGAUUGAUAGUAAUUAAAUGUUAUGUGAAAAAAAUCAUAAAUUAAGUUUUUGGAAAAAACCAUAAGGUGAAGAAAAGAAAAAGAAUUGUUUGAAAUGUUAAAAGUCAAAUACUACUUGUAGAUAUUAUUGUCAAUAAUGUUUAAUCUUUAUUUGUUAUAAAUGUGUGUUUCCUGAAAUAAAAUUUGAAAAAUAAUCAAUGAAACCUUACUGCCCUUCUAAACAUUAAAUGAAUCAAAUAAACGAUGAUUUUAGAUGUUCUGCCUGUGACAAAAAAGGAGAAGACAUGAUUUAACCAAUUGCUUUUUAAUGUGCUUAAUGUGAGUUCCGAAUAUGCUUAUAAUGUAUUAAAAACAAAAAAUUUCAAGAAAUUAAUUGA